Cheilinus undulatus (humphead wrasse) is the source of this 1770-nucleotide messenger RNA. It is a transcript of the gene hacd3, whose product is annotated as 3-hydroxyacyl-CoA dehydratase 3. Gene Ontology annotation, biological process: very long-chain fatty acid biosynthetic process; fatty acid elongation; sphingolipid biosynthetic process. The record is from RefSeq and is a predicted model, not a curated record. The coding region runs from base 98 to 1171 and encodes 357 amino acids. Gene Ontology annotation, cellular component: endoplasmic reticulum membrane. The transcript has 11 exons. NCBI's taxonomy places the organism in Eukaryota, Metazoa, Chordata, Actinopteri, Labriformes, Labridae. Gene Ontology annotation, molecular function: 3-hydroxyacyl-CoA dehydratase activity.
AGUUGUUGAAGCCUGAAGCUAGCAUGAGGGGAGGAGGCUUCAUUCAUUGUCUGCUCUGUUUAGUACUUUAUUAACCAAAGCUUUGUCAAACGGUAAAAUGCCUCUAACGCCACUGGUUUACUGGGCUCAACGCCAUGAAGAAAUUUAUCUGCGGGUGGAGCUGACAGACGCUCAGAAUAUAGAUGUAUGUGUAAAUGAAAAGGUGCUUCAGUUCAGAGCCCAAGGCCAUGGUGCAAAAGGACAAAAUGAAUACGAGUUCAGCUUGGAGUUUCUUUCAUCAGUAAAACCAGAGGUGAGCCACAAGUCCACUCAGAGGCAGGUGAAUAUUACAGUGAGAAAAGAGCAGCGAGGCUGGUGGGAAAGACUGAUAGAGCAGGAGCGCAAACCAGUCUUCCUGGCACCUGAUUUUGACCGCUGGCUGGACGAAUCAGAUGCUGAGAACGAGAUCCGUGAAAGGGAGGAGAAAAGGAAGAGGCUGAAGGCUUCAAAACAUACAGAUGAAGGAUUUGUCAGCCUUAAAACAGGAUUCUUGUUCGUAUACAACCUUGUCCAGUUCCUCGGUUUUUCUUGGAUUUUUGUCAACAUGACUGUGCGGCUGUUUAUUUUUGGCAAAGAUUCCCUUUAUGACACAUUCCACACCAUAUCGGAUGUAAUGUUCUUCUGCCAGAGCCUGGCAGCAGUAGAGGUCUUAAAUGCAGCUUUUGGAGUGGUCCGGACCGGUGUUAUUCCAACUCUGAUACAGGUGGUUGGAAGGAACUUUAUCCUCUUUAUCAUUUUUGGUAGUUUGGAGGAAAUGCAUAACAAGCCAGUGGUGUUCUUCGUUUUCUAUCUGUGGAGUACCAUUGAGAUUUUUAGGUAUCCCUUCUAUAUGCUAGGCUGUUGCAAUACGGAGUGGAAAACCCUCACAUGGCUGCGAUACACAGUCUGGAUCCCACUCUACCCAUUAGGUGUUUUAGCUGAAGCUGUUGCUGUAAUACAAUCCAUCUCCAUCUUUGAUGAGACCAAACUCUUCAGCAUGCCUUUACCAGAAGCCAUCAGUACAUCGAUAAGCUUCUCGUUCUUCCUACGAGUCUAUCUUGUUCUCAUGUUUCUGGGGCUUUUUAUCAACUUCCGUCAUCUUUACAAGCAAAGGAAGAGGCGUUUCCGUUCAAAGAAGAGCAAAUCAAACUGAUUUAGCUCCAAUGACACUUAAACACCUUUGCUGCCUGCUUGUUCCUGGAGAAAUCUUCGAAAUGAUUUUGUUAAAUCAGUUCUAGUUUUUUUUUCAUUUUCUCUUAAUAAAAAAUAGUUUAUGGAUAAAGAUCCAAUGUGAUGCAAUAUUUCAUCGUGACAUUUAUGAUUUGUUACAGUUUAGUUGAGUGAGGACCUGUAGAAAGCCGUAGAACUCCAUGUCCUGUAUAAUACUUUUUACUUUUGUUGUACUUUUUGCUGUAUGGAUUGGAACAUGCAAACUAUUCUGGUGUCAAUUAAUAACCACUGACUUGAGUAUGAAUUAAGAACAUGUCAACAUUUUGAACACCCACUGUUCUUGCUACCAUUCCAGUUUCAGAACUGGUCUGAAAACCUCAGGGAAAGUUUAACAGGUGACUGCUAUAAUACAGAGCAUAAUGUGUAACCCAUGCUCUAAAAACCUCUGUAGCGUUAGAUAUUUUUUAUCUCCUUCAUUUUCUGUAUACUGACAUUUGUUACAAGCAUUUUGAAUACCAGCAGUAACAAACAUUUUCUUAGGCAGACAUGUGAAACUGAAUAAAAAUGACAUUUUAAUCUGGU